This is a messenger RNA of Lodderomyces margitis, 414 nucleotides long. It is a transcript of the gene SDC1, whose product is annotated as Sdc1p. Lineage: Eukaryota; Fungi; Ascomycota; Pichiomycetes; Serinales; Debaryomycetaceae. The coding region runs from base 1 to 414 and encodes 137 amino acids. The transcript has a single exon. The record is from RefSeq and is a predicted model, not a curated record.
AUGAACAUUGCUGAUAUAGUACAGGAGAAAGAAGAUACUCCUGUUGCAAAUGGAGUCUCAACAAGAGAGGAAUCGACUGAACCUCAAGUCAAACAAGAGUUGUCACCUCAAUCCGAACCCCGAAUAAAAGCUGAACCUAAUGGUACACCAAGAGGAACGACACCUACACCCCAAUUACAAAGUAAACAAGUAAAACAGGAAUCUAUAUCUUGUGAUUCCAAUUUACCUCCAUUGCAUGAAAUUGUUGGCGGUUCAUCGAUACGAAGGUAUUUGAAUAAGCAUUUGACGCAGCACUUGUUGGAUGGAUUGAAAGAAGUGGGACAAGUGAAACCAGAAGACCCAUUGAGGCAUCUAGGAGAAUUUUUGAUUGCCAGGUCCGACAAAGAAAAAGAAUCCAAUACAGAGGAAAGCUAA